Molecule: messenger RNA, 669 nt
Organism: Lactuca saligna
Lineage: Eukaryota; Viridiplantae; Streptophyta; Magnoliopsida; Asterales; Asteraceae
Source: the annotation of a GenBank genome assembly
AUGCACGGUCUUCUUGAAGCUGUAAAGGAGGUGAUGCCAGAUGAUGAGCACCGACAAUGUGCCCGUCAUAUUUUUGCCAAUUUUUACAAGCAUUUCAGUGGAGAGAUUUAUAAAACCUUAUUUUGGAAAUUUGCAAAGUCCACAACAGAUCAAGAGUUCAAAAACAAUAUGGAAAAGAUGAAAGAGUUGAACAAUGAUACAUAUGACGAUGUCAUGAAAAUAAAUCCUAAAACUGUACCACCUGCAGCUACAAGUGGUGGUAGAGGCGGAAAAGGACCAAUAGGGUCAAGAGGUGGAAGAGGAUCAUCUGCAAGUACAAGUGGUGGUAGAGGAGGAAGGUCAUUUAUUGAUGAAAUCUUUGAUUCACCAAUGGAAAAUGAAGUUAUAGAGAUGUUUGAUAAUUUUGAGGAAGAACUACAUAGGGCUGAAAUGGAAAGGAGAGAAGGUGAACCUUUGUUGCAAUUCCCUAAAUCUCAAUUUGAUGACGGAGUUCCUAUAACUCAAGAUGAUGGAGUGGCCGAAACUCAAGAUGUAGUGCCUGAAACUCAAUUUGAUAUUGAAUAUGCUAAUUUGGAAGAUCAAUCUAAUGUGGUUGGCGGGAUAGUAAUUGAUGUACUUGUUAUCCAUGGAAAGCUCAAACCAAGAAAGCCAUCUGGAAGGAUUAUUUAG